AUGACGCUCGCCAAGCUCACGAACAACCGCGCCGUUCAGAUGCUGAACAAGGCCGCUGAAGGGAAAUAUGGCGUUCUUGGAGUUGUCUCGUACAAUUUGGAGACCGUGGUGGCAGUCAUCAAGGCCGCAGAAGCGAAACGAUCACCAGUCCAGAUUCUCCUGUUCCCGUGGGCUCUUCACUACUCUCCGCUCUUCAUCGACCUUGCAGCCAACGCCGCACGAAAAGCCAAAGUUCCAGUCACAGUCCACAUGGACCACGCCCAAGAUCCCGAAGUGAUCAAGGUCGCCUCCCAGAUCCAAGCUGCAGACGGCACGCCAGCAUUCGAUUCGAUAAUGGUUGAUAUGUCACAUUUCGAGAAAGAAGACAAUUUAGCAAAGACGAAAGAGCUGGUGGCUUUGUGCCAUGCGAGGGGAAUCUCCACAGAAGCUGAGCCGGGUCGCAUAGAAGGAGGAGAAGAUGGUGUGAAGGACACUGCCGAGCUGGAGGGCAUGAUGACAACCGAGGAAGAAGUGGAUGAUUUCAUUGCGACUGGAAUUGACUUCCUCGCACCGGCAUUUGGGAACGUACAUGGAGACUACCAUGGUGUGGAGAACAUUCAUCUCGACUUCGACCGGCUAUCAAACAUCCAAAGAAAAGUAGGAGGGCGAGUGCAGAUCGUACUCCACGGCACGAACGAGUUCCCUCCCGACAUCAUGGCCAAGUGCAUCGAGCGAGGCGUGACGAGGAUAAAUGUCAAUAAACUGGUACUCUCAGACUACAACAAAUAUGUGGAAGAGAAUACAGGCGAGGUGCCGCUCACUCAGUUGAUGGAAACGGGGACGAGUCUGAUACAAAAACAAACGGAAGCGUGGAUGGACGCUAUCGGCAGCAGUGGGAAGGCUUGA
Messenger RNA from Zasmidium cellare ATCC 36951, 885 nucleotides. RefSeq lists its product as uncharacterized. The record is from RefSeq and is a predicted model, not a curated record. NCBI's taxonomy places the organism in Eukaryota, Fungi, Ascomycota, Dothideomycetes, Mycosphaerellales, Mycosphaerellaceae. The transcript is spliced from 2 exons. The coding region runs from base 1 to 885 and encodes 294 amino acids. Gene Ontology annotation, biological process: carbohydrate metabolic process. Gene Ontology annotation, molecular function: zinc ion binding; aldehyde-lyase activity.